Messenger RNA from Siniperca chuatsi (mandarin fish), 5549 nucleotides. It is a transcript of the gene lrfn5a, whose product is annotated as leucine rich repeat and fibronectin type III domain containing 5a. The transcript has 9 exons. The record is from RefSeq and is a predicted model, not a curated record. Gene Ontology annotation, molecular function: protein binding. Bases 1127 to 2542 code for a protein of 471 amino acids. Lineage: Eukaryota; Metazoa; Chordata; Actinopteri; Centrarchiformes; Sinipercidae.
GCGUUAUAUGGAUUAACUGUGCUGGAGAAGCGACCGGCAGGAGGACCGAGGAUCAGCGGGAAUGUACUGUUAACGUUCCGGUGUGAGUGACCGGACGACAGCUUUUCUGGGACGUUACCUUUAUUUACCUUUAUUUUAGUAGGCUUUUCAAAUGUUUCCUCUUCUCUUCUAUUCUACUCCAGACUGCAGAAGAGACGCACAGAGUCGAAUUAACAGGGGGUGAACGACGCAAGCAGAGACUCUGAGACGGAGAGAGAGAGAGAGAGAGAGAGCGAGCAAGGAGCUCGCGACUGUGAAGUGAAAAUCCAAAAAUCCGUUACUGACAAGGUUUAACUGUCUCAAACAAACCAGGAAAGGUAGUAAUGUGGAUUUUUUAGCAGGGCCAACAAACUCUGCCUAACCCGCAGGAAUGUUUUAUUGGAAUAAUUAGACUUUUCCGCCCUUUUGCCUGGGAUAUUUUUUCUUUCAGUGGAAGUCUUCCUGUUUCACCUGCACGAGGACGGCGACCGGCGGGAAAGGAGAAGGGAAAGGAGGCACUGCCGGGAAGAAGAGUAGAAAAAGAGAAGAGAAGAGAAGAGAAGAAGCGGUUGAAGGGGUGGGGGGUCAUUUCUGUUUCUCUCGGAUGGGAUGUUUCUUUCACCCCGAUAGAGGGAUGAAACCGGGAGAAAAAGACGGGGAGAGAGAGGAAGAGAGAGGAGGGAUAAGAGGAGAAUGUAGUCGUCGGGCGCUGUGAGAAUGCAAAACGGACGCACCCCUCUGGAAAUCAGGAUUGAACUAUAAACCCAUACGGAAUUUACAGCCACCCAAAGGAUAUUACACAUACUUACCUCGAUAUAUACAUAUAUGGGGCAUAUUCUCUUAUCUGGAACCUAUUUGUGUGGAGUUACAACUAUAAUCACCAUAAUCAUUCUAAUUAUGGGAUUUGGGAAGAGGAUUGCACCCUGACACUGACACAGGUGAACGAAGGAACCGUGACAUCCUGAACGAGUGAGUGAAAACAGAAAGACGAUUUUGGACCUUUACCCUCAUCUAUGAUGUUAUAGCUGUGGUAACAUGUGAAGCCUGAAGCAGAGUGUUAGCCGGUUUUACAUCUCUGAAGGUGUGUUGUCCAGGUGGGGUGGUAACCAUGGAGAGGCUGUUGCUGUGUGUGAUGCUGGCAGUUGCCAUGGCAGUGCGUGCACAGAUCUGCCCGAAGCGCUGCGUAUGUCAGAUCCUGUCACCCAACCUGGCAACCCUCUGUGCCAAGAAAGGUCUACUGUUUGUACCGCCGAACAUUGAUAGGCAUACAGUGGAGCUACGGCUGGCUGACAACUUUGUCACAAGUGUGAAGAGGAAGGAUUUUGCAAACAUGACACGGCUGGUGGACCUAACAUUAUCCAGAAACACCAUCUCCUUCAUCACACCUCAUGCCUUUACCGAUCUGGAAAACCUCAGAGCUCUACACCUCAACAGUAACCGACUGACGAGGAUAGGCAAUGAUACAUUCAGUGGGAUGUCGAAGCUUCACCACCUGAUUCUGAACAACAACCAGCUGGUGCUGAUCCACCAGGGAGCAUUCAACGACCUGCUGGCACUGGAAGAAUUGGACCUCAGUUACAAUAACCUGGACUCUAUUCCAUGGGAGGCCAUCCAGAAAAUGACUAGUCUCCAUACGUUGAGUUUAGACCACAACAUGUUGGACUUCAUUCCAGAGGGAACAUUUUCACUGCUACAGAAACUCAACCGGCUGGACGUCACCUCUAAUAAACUUCAAAAGCUGCCACCAGACCCACUUUUUCAACGGGCUCAGGUCCUGGCCACGUCCGGGGUCCUGAGCUCCACUUCUUUUGCAUUGUCAUUCGGUGGGAACCCUCUGCACUGUAACUGUGAGUUACUGUGGCUGCGAAGGCUGAACAGAGAGGACGACCUGGAAACGUGCGCUUCACCCCAACACCUCUCCGGCCGAUACUUCUGGUCCAUCCCUGAAGAGGAGUUUCUCUGCGAACCUCCACUCAUCACCAGAUACUCCCAUGAGAUGAGGGUGCUUGAAGGGCAAAGAGUUGCACUCAGGUGUAAGGCAAGAGGUGACCCAGAGCCAGCCAUCCAUUGGAUCUCUCCAGAGGGCAAACUGGUGUCUAACUCCUCCAGAACAUUGGUCUACACCAAUGGGACUCUGGACAUCCUCAUCAGUACAGUGAAAGACACCGGCUCCUUCACCUGCAUCUCCUCCAACCCUGCCGGUGAAGCCCACCAAACAGUAGACCUGGUUAUUAUAAAACUCCCCCACAUCUCCAACAACACCAACAACAUCCAGGAGCCCGACCCAGGAUCAUCAGACAUUUCCACGUCGACCCGUGGCGGAGCCAAUGGGAGCAACGUGACGGGUGACGUGAAGGGCGGGGUGGAUAAAAGGGUGGUGACGGCUGAGGCCACGUCAUCAACAGCGCUUAUCAAGUUCAACUUCCAGAGGAAUAUUCCAGGCAUUAGGAUGUUCCAGAUACAGUACAAUGGGAGCCAAGAUGACUCGCUGGUUUACAGACAGAUUAAACCAACAUGGAGAUGAAACCGGGAUUGAGAGCAAAAAUGCCGACAAACUGCGACGUGAGAAACUUCAUGAUCCUCAGUUGAACCCGGCAAAACAUCUCAGCUCACUCUAUCUGCUGAUUCACCAGGAUGGCCUUGACAGGGAAAGCUCUGCUGGUCCUUCUUGACUUUUGCCAUUUGCUCAGGAUUACACAGAUUAGAUCGAUCUCGUAGGGAAUGAUUGUUAUUUGAGCUAAAUAUUUACUCCAGCAAAAUGGGGGAGAGGGAAUUAACAAACACACAGGGCUUUCGUAGGGAAAUCUGCCAGUAUUAUCUGCCUUUCAUAUCACCACUAAUCCUCAUACAUACUUCAUCAGUGUGCAUCAUCAUUAAGAAGUGAGGGAGCAUUGAGAUUGACCGUCUGGGUCAUGAUAAUGACAGUGCUCUAGGUUGUUAUGAAAUUAAUCUCUGAAGACAGAUUUUUUAAUUUUUCUAUGAGCCAUGAAUUUGUGAACCUUGAUCUCUUACAGACUUUAUCUCUCUGUGACUCCACCAAUAUAUCAAUCACAAACAGAGAUCAUUCAUAGAAGAAUCUGCUGGCAUUACCUGCCUUGCAUAUUGUUGGUCGUAAUCUCUGUACAUAAUUCAUCAGCACUUAAACUCAUUCAGAGAAUGCAUCAUUCAUUUGAGAGAUGGCGCCGAUAGUCUGUCUCCCAAAGAUAACGUCAUAGCUUUUCACAUCAAGAUAGCUGCUUUACCUCUUUAUCCAUCUCUUGCUCCGCUGCUGUUUUAUUCACAAAAGCACACCAAAGCUUUUGUGCAUUUGUAGGAUUGUCAUCCUAAAAAAGGCUGCGUUUAUACUUUUAGCCCAAGACUUUAAAAUACUUGUUGUAAAGUAUUAAGUUGGAGAGCAUGACGGCCACAACAACAAACAGCUUCCUGUGGGGGCAUGGAGGAGGAGGGAUUAGACAGCCUUUCACCACCCACCCCGGUCCUUACUCGCUCUGUCACGUCACUCAAAGUCUUUCUUUUUUCCUGUCUUUUUAUCCUCCCCUCUUCCUCUUGCUGUCCCUUCCUCUUUUUUUCCAAUAUUAAGCGCUGAAGUCAUUUGUGUUUCUCCUUGUUAUUUUGCAGCUCUCUUGUCUUUAGAUAGCGGAUUGAUUUCCAUUCAACACCUCUGCUGGCACAAAGCAGCAACCGAUUGAUUCUGUUUUUUCAUUACCCAAACACAGAGAAGAAAGAGAAGUGGGACAGAGAGGGGGAAAGAGAAUACAAAAGUGGGAAAAAGGGAAAGGACGAGUGGAAAACAGGGGAAUGACAUAGGGGAGAGAGUAGGAGGGAAAGGGAAUGACAGACAAGGGAAGACUGGUCCUAUUGUCACAUACAGGGCACUUACUUUUCAGAUUCAAUGAGAGCAUAUUGAUUUGGUGCACAUUGACAUUUCUGCGCUUUACUCCCCACCUGCUCAACAUAAUGCUCUUGGGUGUAGGGAGGGUUGCUGUAUUUUUCCUUCAUACUGUGAAUCCAGCUCUCUGCGUAAACCGAUGGGCAAGUGAGUGAUAGUUUAAAGCUUUUGCAGGCAUAUCCGCCCGGUUAUGGUAAACUCCUGGACAUUCAAUAUGCUGCACAUCUGAAAUGUAAUAGCUUUAAUACUUGAUUCUGUAUUGAUCCCUGCAGGGAAACCCCACCCACUGCUUCUUCCAGUGGGAGGUCAGGGUCAGCUGCAGAACAGCACUCCUGGAGCUGACAGGGAUUCCGUGUCUUGCUCAAGGACACUUGAUGUUUACUGAUACAGUACGGGUGUUUAAACGCCAGUCCUUCUGCUUAAGUAUUGAAUUUAUAUUCCGGAGCCAGGCCUGCUGCCCAGUCAUUCACAAUAGUAAACUCCCUCACAAACAACAAAUGUAUAUAAUCAAUUUCUCAAUACCAUAAUCAGUAUUUUCCUUGUGAUUAUUAUUAAGAAGAGUGAAGAAUAGCUGGACAAUUUAUAAUUUUUAUAUCAAAAUAGCAAUUUGAAAAAGAGCAUUUUUCUUACCACAAAAGCCACGAUUUUAAUUAGAACUUACAAAAUGAACGGUGUCUAAACAACCUGCAGCAAGUGAAAGCUAAAGGUAAUGUUUAAGGUAAUGUUAAUUGUGUGAGUUGGUGAAACAGUAAAAUACGAAAUCGUGGCUGCUGUCUGGUUAAUAUGCUCCCUGUAUGCCAGUGUUUUUUCAAAUUUACACUUAGCCAAAGAUGGUUUUGGAGAAAAAGAAACACCACUCUGUAUCAUUUGUGAUGUUUGAAAAAAUAAUGUGUGGGUUAUGUCUUUUUACUGUUCAUAAAAAACUAACAGUGUGGCAAGUUUUCUUCCACAUCUUAGUAGUUGUGGAGUGUAUGACAGACAGCUGAACACAUGAAAUGCUGUCACCAGAGUAUUCCAGUUCACCCCAAAAUUUUAAAUACAUAUUUUUCCUCACACCAAAACAAUCAAGAUAUACGAGCAUACAUUUACAAACUACAGAGAAAGUCCAAAAAUAGAAGGGAAAAAACAAUUAAAGCAUCUUUUACGGUCCAAUCUUCAGACCAUCAUUGUCUACAACAAAAGUCAUAAAUCACUGUCAAAAAAAUACUAUGGAGCUCUGGAAAAAUCUGAAUAAAUACUAAUUAAAUAAUCCAUCUUGCCUUCUUUUCCAGGCUUUUGAGACAAAGUUAGUAAACUAAAACACAUUGAAAUUCAACAGCCAUUCCAGUUUUUGCUCAUCUUUACACCAGAAUAUUUCAGGGUUUUAUCAAGCCAUUUCAUGGUACAUUAACUCUCUUAAAUCAUCAUAAUUUGUACAGUGCAAAAGAAAAUGGGACUCACUUUCCACUUCACCCAAAUCACACAGUUCACACAAUCAGUUUCCCUCCGAAUAUUUUUGAAUCGACCAACCUCAGUGGCCAGAGAAAGAAUACCAGCACUCAACUGUGCAGCUAAAGAGCUUUGGCUUUUAGAUAAACGAGAUAUAACAUAUGACUCAGGGCCAAACUGUUGUUUAAUAUGCACAGAUAUCCUGAAUUUUGGU